Galeopterus variegatus (Sunda flying lemur) is the source of this 5559-nucleotide messenger RNA. RefSeq names its product suppression of tumorigenicity 5 (gene DENND2B). NCBI's taxonomy places the organism in Eukaryota, Metazoa, Chordata, Mammalia, Dermoptera, Cynocephalidae. The record is from RefSeq and is a predicted model, not a curated record. The transcript is spliced from 20 exons. The coding region runs from base 274 to 3687 and encodes 1137 amino acids. Gene Ontology annotation, biological process: positive regulation of ERK1 and ERK2 cascade.
CGUGCGCGCCGCCGCCGCCAGCGAGGACAGGGUCUCCAUGACAACCGGCCUGGCCGGCUCGCUGAGCUCUCUGCUCACUUGGUUGGAAGGAGCGCCACGAAAGGUCAGAGGAAGGAGCUGUGGGAAGCUCGCAGCAGGUAUUGGAGCUUAAGCGAGUGGAUUUGGGGGCCUCGGGCUCCCUGACCGGCUGUGGUGUGAGCUCGACUCUGCCGAGAAUGGAGUGGGCAGGACAGCACCGGGACUUGCAGGGCUGUGGGUUUGCAGAGAGCCGAAAUGACCAUGACUGCCAACAAGAAUUCCAGCAUCACCCAUGGAGCUGGAGGCACUAAGGCCCCUCGGGGGACUCUGAGCAGGUCUCAGUCAGUCUCUCCACCUCCAGUUCUCUCCCCACCAAGGAGUCCCAUCUAUCCCCUCAGUGAUAGUGAAACCUCAGCCUGCAGGUAUCCCAGUCAUUCCAGCUCCCGGGUGCUCCUCAAGGACUGGCAACCCCGUGAUUCUUCACCCCCAAAUCCUCAAGAUCCUUCUCCAGAUACUUCACCACCCAUCUGUCCCCUCAAAGCCACCAGUUUUGGUUAUUUGGAGAGAAGCCCUUCAGUGUGUAAGAGAGAGGACCAGAAGGAGAACAUACAAGACGCAGCCCAGGAUGUAGAGGGAGUAGCUGCUUGCCUCCCCCCUGCUCAGAGCACUCCAUUCCUAGGGCCAGCAGCUGGCCCACGGAGCAUUUUGCUGACCCGCACAGGCACCCGUGCCCACAGCCUGGGCAUCCGGGAGAAGAUUUCAGCAUGGGAAGGUCGCCGAGAGGCUUCGCCCAGGAUGAGCAUGUGUGGAGAGAAGCGGGAGGCCUCUGGGGGCGAGUGGGUGGUCAGUGAGGGCUGCCCCAGUGUGGGCUGUCCCAUCGUGGUGCCAUCCCCUUGCAGCUCAGAAAAGACCUUUGAUUUCAAGGGCCUCCGGAGAAUGAGCAGGACCUUCUCCGAGUGUUCCUACCCUGAGACCGAGGAGGAGGGAGAGGCACUCCCUGUCCGGGACUCUUUCUACCGGCUGGAGAAACGGCCAGGCCGGAGUGAGCCCAGUGCCUUCCUUAGGGGACAUGGCAGCAGGAAAGAGAGCUCAGCAGUGCUGAGCCGGAUCCAGAAAAUUGAACAGGCUCUGAAGGAGCAGCCAGGCCGGGGACUCCCCCAGCUCCCCAGCAGCUGCUACAGUGUAGACCGAGGGAGAAGGAAGACUGGAACCUUGGGUACCUUGGAGGAGCCAACAGGGAGCUCAAGUGUGAGCACUGGCAGCCGGGCAGUAGGAGUGGCUGGCAUUGGGGGGGAGGCGGGUCCACCCCCGGAGAGGGAAGGCAGUGGCUCCACUAAGCCAGGGACCCUAGGAAAUAGCCCUAGCUCCCAGCUGCUGCCAUCAAAGAGCUCCCUUGAUCCCGCUGUGAACCCUGUCCCCAAACCCAAGCGCACCUUUGAAUAUGAGGCUGACAAGAACCCCAAGAGUAAGCCAAGCAAUGGUCUACCUCCUUCGCCCACACCUGCUGCUCCACCCCCCUUGCCCUCUACCCCAGCCCCACCAGUCACCCGGAGACCCAAGAAGGACAUGCGUGGUCAUCGCAAGUCCCAGAGCAGAAAAUCCUUUGAGUUUGAGGAUGCAUCCAGCCUCCAGUCCCUGUACCCCUCUUCUCCCACUGAGAAUGGUACUGAGAGCCAACCCAAGUUUGGAUCCAAAAGCACUUUAGAAGAGAAUGCUUAUGAAGAUAUUGUGGGAGAUCUGCCUAAGGAGAAUCCAUAUGAGGAUGUGGACUUAAAGAACCGAAGAGCAGGGCGAAAAUCCCAGCAACUAUCUGAAAACUCCUUGGACUCUUUGCACAGGAUGUGGAGUCCACAGGACAGGAAGUACAACAGCCCACCCACGCAGCUCUCCUUGAAACCUAGCAGCCAGUCCCUGCGCAGUGGGAACUGGUCAGAAAGGAAGAGCCACCGGCUGCCACGGAUACCCAAGAGGCACAGCCAUGAUGACAUGCUGCUGCUGGCUCAGCUGAGCCUGCCGUCUUCACCCUCCAGCCUCAAUGAGGACAGCCUCAGCACCACUAGUGAGCUGCUGUCCAGCCGUCGGGCCCGUCGCAUUCCCAAGCUUGUCCAAAGAAUUAACUCCAUCUACAAUGCCAAGAGGGGAAAGAAGAGGUUAAAAAAGCUGUCUAUGUCCAGCAUUGAGACAGCAUCACUGAGAGAUGAGAAUAGUGAGAGCGAGAGCGACUCUGACGACAGGUUCAAAGCCCACACGCAGCGCCUAGUCCACAUCCAGUCGAUGCUGAAGCGUGCGCCCAGCUAUCGGACUCUGGAGCUGGAGCUGCUCGAGUGGCAGGAGCGGGAGCUUUUUGAGUACUUUGUGGUGGUGUCCCUCAAGAAGAAGCCAUCCCGAAACACCUACCUCCCUGAGGUCUCCUACCAGUUUCCAAAGCUGGACCGACCCACCAAGCAGAUGCGGGAGGCAGAGGAAAGGCUCAAAGCCAUUCCCCAGUUUUGCUUCCCUGAUGCCAAGGACUGGCUCCCUGUGUCAGAGUAUAGCAGUGAGACCUUUUCUUUCAUGCUGACUGGAGAAGAUGGCAGCAGACGCUUUGGCUACUGCAGGCGCUUACUGCCAAGUGGGAAGGGACCUCGGUUGCCAGAGGUGUACUGUGUCAUCAGCCGCCUUGGCUGCUUCGGCUUGUUUUCCAAGGUCCUAGAUGAGGUGGAGCGCCGGCGUGGGAUCUCUGCUGCGUUGGUCUAUCCCUUCAUGAGAAGUCUCAUGGAGUCGCCCUUCCCAGCCCCAGGGAAGACCAUCAAAGUGAAGACAUUCCUGCCAGGUGCUGGCAAUGAGGUGUUAGAGCUGCGACGGCCCAUGGACUCCCGGCUGGAGCAUGUAGACUUUGAGUGCCUUUUUACCUGCCUCAGCGUGCGCCAGCUCAUCCGAAUCUUUGCCUCACUGCUGCUGGAGCGACGGGUCAUUUUUGUGGCAGAUAAGCUCAGUACCCUAUCCAGCUGCUCCCACGCGGUGGUGGCCUUGCUGUACCCCUUCUCCUGGCAGCACACCUUCAUUCCUGUCCUCCCGGCCUCCAUGAUUGACAUCGUCUGCUGUCCCACUCCCUUUCUCGUUGGCCUGCUCUCCAGCUCCCUCCCCAAACUGAAGGAGUUGCCUGUGGAGGAGGCACUGAUGGUGAAUCUGGGAUCUGACCGAUUCAUCCGACAGAUGGAUGAUGAGGACACAUUGUUACCUAGGAAGCUACAGGCGGCUCUGGAGCAGGCUCUGGAGAGGAAAAAUGAACUGAUCUCCCAGGACUCUGACAGCGACUCCGAUGAUGAAUGUAAUACCCUCAAUGGGCUGGUGUCGGAGGUGUUUAUCCGGUUCUUUGUGGAGACUGUUGGGCACUACUCCCUCUUCCUGACACAGAGCGAGAAGGGGGAAAGGGCCUUUCAGCGGGAGGCCUUCCGCAAGUCUGUGGCCUCCAAAAGCAUCCGCCGUUUUCUUGAGGUUUUUAUGGAGUCUCAGAUGUUUGCUGGUUUCAUUCAAGACAGGGAGCUAAGAAAGUGUCGGGCAAAGGGCCUCUUUGAGCAGCGAGUAGAGCAGUAUUUAGAGGAACUCCCAGACACUGAGCAAAGUGGAAUGAAUAAGUUUCUCCGAGGUUUGGGCAACAAAAUGAAGUUCCUCCACAAGAAGAAUUAAACAACUUUCCCAGUAGCAGAGUCCAAUGACUUGCAGAGCCUGGAGCCUAGGGAGAGGGCCCAGCCUGGGACCCUCUGGGCUGCUGUGGCUGCUCUGCCACCACAGACUCCACCCUUUAAGCCAGCCCAUCUUUGCCUUCAUGAUAUCCCAGGAUACUGUUUGUAAAUAAUCUGCUGUAAGCUUUAACUGUUUUGUAACAAGCAAAGAGAAUCUGGUAAAUAUUUGUAUAUUCCCAAAGGGCCGGGUGCUUUCCUGCCCUGCCCGAGCAUGGAUGAAGUUUUUCUGGGUGCUGGUGACUGGCCAAUUAUGUGCAGCUGACUGUCUCAGCCGAACCACUGAUCUUUCCUGGAGGCUUUUGGCCUGCCUGCUUGCGGCCCCUGCUGCCAGUCUUGGGCCCUGGAGAGCAGAUGCUGUCUUGUUAUGUACAGGAGGACUAUUUUUUUUUUAAUCUUAGAGUUUCUAUUUUUUUCUAGUAGUCCACCUCCCCAACCCACUGUUUUUGAAAGGCAAAGGCCAGUCAGCCCCCACUUGCAGCAUGGUUCCAGGCUCUUGGGACUGGUCCUUUCUUGUUUCUCCCACCCUCUGAGAUGGUCAGUGAGUCAUGGGAAGCCCAACCCCCCCCAGCUCUGCCAGUGCUUUCUGGGCUCCCCAGUCAGUGGUGGCCAUGAUGCGGUACAGGGCAUCCCUCCUUCCCAUCACCUUACGGGUGUUCUCAAUAAACAGUGUACAGUUGUUUGGGCCCAGAGCCCCAUGUGUUCCUUGACUUCAUUAUCCAGAGUUCUCUCUCUUGGGAAUGGGCUGAGACAGGCCACCUGGGGAUGAAACACCAGCAUGCAAGGAAUUUAGUACCUGAUUAGCGGUUAGCCUCAGUGUGGAUCACUGACCUCCCCAGAAAAAUUUCAGAUAACUGAAAUUCAGUUCUCUGGCCAGAAUCUAUGACUGGUCUUAGAUUUAAAAGAUAUCUAACCAUUGUUCUAGUUCAGCUUUCCUCUCUAGUAGCCAUCUGUUCAGACUUAAUUUAUGUGCUUCCAAUGAUGGAAAGAAUGCUGUUUGCCCUUUGGCUCCAUUGUUAGAUGAAUUUGAACUUUUUCCUAUUCAGUCUGAAACCCUUAAGCAGUCUUUGGGUAUUCUGACAUUGGUAGAGUGAAGACCAGCUAAGGCUAACCCAGGAUUUGGUCAUAGCCCUGACCCAUAGCCUAUGACUCUUCCAUGUCAGUCUGUGAAGUUUUUUCCACUGGAACCUUGAGUUUGCAUAGAACAAGUUCUGUCACAUUCCAUGGAAGAGUAAGGAGAGAAGCGGGGUAGGGAAUAAGGGUAAUUUAGGCUUUCCAACCACCAGGGCCUCGGUAGAGCAGAGGCCUUGAAAACUCCCAAGAUGAGGCAUUGAGCUGGAACUUUUCAUUGGUAUUGGGUUUGGGUACGGCAGAAUUUGAACCUUGGAGUAAAGUAUCCUGUCCUUCCAACCUAGUCUGUUUAAACAGGAAAUGAUCUCAUGCUGAAUUUUCUUUCCUCCUGCCCCCUAUCUCCAUUGAGGCCUAUGCAGGCCCCGACUUAUCUAUGAUUUGGGGCUGCUAUCUGCUUCAUAAAAACAAAGUGGAGGGUUUGUCUUCCCGGAAGAAACCAUAGUCGUCUUCUCUGAAAAAGCCUUCUACAGAGUUGGCUUUUGCAUUUGCCUGGAAUGCAAAAGGAGGACAGGGAUUGAGGCCUUAUGAGUCUGGGUUUUCAGUUGAGGUGGAGAGAGAAGACAGUGAGUGUAACCAGAAAAUUCAGAAUGGGGUGUAGUUACCUCCAGAACUCAUCACUGUUAUCCCAAUCUGGGUUUCAUGACAGUCACAGAAGUGGUUUCAUUAAUAAUAAAAGACGGUUUCCAAA